GCGCUGAGGGAAAGCUUUUCUUCUCCGUUCAGCCUCCCUGCGCGCACCGGAUACUCCAGCCAGAAAAGCCCGCACUGUGACGGCCGAGAGCGGCGAGAGAAGGCCUCCUUCCGACGUCGUGCUUCCGUCCCCAAACCCGCCACUCGGUUCCGAUCGCGUUCGUUUCGUGUGUUUUUUUUUGGGGUUGGUUUUUUUUGCUAACAGUCUUGCGUGGCGCUCUCCGUGUCGUUAUGGUAGAUUAUCACGCCUCUAAUAACCAAUACUCGUCCGGCGGCGUGCAGACCUACAUGGAGCAAGAAAACGACUGGGACCGGGACCUGCUGCUGGACCCGGCCUGGGAGAGACAGCAGAGGAAGACCUUCACGGCGUGGUGCAACUCCCACUUGAGGAAGGCCGGCACACAGAUCGAAAACAUCGAAGAGGACUUCAGGGAUGGACUCAAACUUAUGCUGCUUCUGGAGGUCAUCUCAGGUGAACGGUUACCCAAGCCUGAGCGAGGCAAGAUGAGGGUCCACAAGAUCAACAACGUCAACAAAGCUCUGGACUUCAUCGCCAGCAAGGGAGUCAAACUGGUCUCCAUUGGUGCUGAGGAAAUUGUGGACGGAAACGCCAAGAUGACCCUGGGAAUGAUCUGGACCAUCAUUCUCCGCUUCGCCAUCCAGGACAUCUCUGUUGAAGAGACGUCUGCUAAGGAGGGUCUUCUGUUGUGGUGCCAGAGGAAGACCGCUCCCUACAAGAAUGUAAAUGUGCAGAACUUCCACAUUAGCUGGAAGGACGGUCUCGCCUUCAACGCUCUGAUCCACCGACACAGACCAGAACUCAUCGACUACGACAAGCUCAGAAAGGACGAUCCUGUGACCAAUCUGAACAACGCCUUCGAGGUUGCAGAAAAGUAUCUGGACAUCCCCAAAAUGUUGGACGCCGAAGACAUCGUGGGCACGCUGCGGCCCGACGAGAAGGCCAUUAUGACCUAUGUCUCCUGCUUCUAUCACGCCUUCUCUGGCGCUCAGAAGGCCGAGACCGCCGCCAACCGUAUCUGCAAGGUGCUGGCUGUCAAUCAGGAAAACGAGCACCUGAUGCAGGACUACGAAAAGCUGGCCAGUGACCUUCUGGAGUGGAUCCGGCGCACCAUCCCCUGGCUGGAGAACAGAAACCCAGAGAAGACCAUGUCUGAGAUGCAGCAGAAGCUGGAGGACUUCAGAGACUACCGUCGUGUCCACAAACCACCAAAGGUCCAGGAGAAAUGUCAGCUGGAGAUCAACUUCAACACGCUGCAGACCAAACUGAGACUUGGCGGUAGACCUGCCUUCAUGCCGUCGGAGGGACACAUGGUGUCUGAUAUCAACAGAGCGUGGCAUACCUUGGAGGGAGCGGAGAAAGGCUACGAGGAGUGGCUCCUCAACGAGAUCAGACGUCUAGAGCGACUGGAUCAUCUGGCGGAGAAGUUCCGCCAGAAGGCCUCCAUCCACGAAUCCUGGACCGAUGGGAAGGAGGCCAUGCUGACUCAGAAAGACUACGAGACCGCCACGCUGUCAGACGUCAAGGCGCUGCUGCGAAAACACGAGGCCUUUGAAAGCGACCUGGCGGCCCAUCAGGACAGGGUGGAGCAGAUCGCCGCCAUCGCGCAGGAGCUCAACGAGCUGGAUUAUUAUGACGCUCCCAGCGUCAACGCUCGCUGUCAGAAGAUCUGCGAUCAGUGGGACCGCCUGGGAGAACUCACCCAUAGACGCAGGGACUCACUGCAGAAAACGGAGAAGGUGCUGGAGUCCAUAGAUGAGCUCUACCUUGAGUACGCCAAGAGGGCGGCGCCCUUCAACAACUGGAUGGAGGGCGCCAUGGAGGACUUGCAGGACAUGUUCAUCGUCCACAACAUCGAGGAGAUCCAGAGUCUGAUCCGAGCUCACGAACAGUUCAAGUCCACCCUGCCGGACGCCAACAAGGAGCGCGAAGCCAUCCAGGCCUUCCAUUCCGAGGUCCAGAAGAUCGCUCAGCACAACGGAAUCAAGCUGAGCGGAAUCAACCCGUACACCACCAUAACGCCGCAGAGCAUCGACAGCAAGUGGGAACAGGCGCAGCGGUUGGUGCCUCAGCGUGACCAGGCCCUGCAGGAGGAGCUCCGCAAGCAGCAGUCCCACGACACCCUGAGACGGAACUUUGCUGAACAAGCCAACGUGGUCGGGCCCUGGAUACAAACCAAGAUGGAGGAAAUCGGCACGAUAUCAAUUGAGAUGAUUGGCACCCUGGAAGACCAGCUGACCCACCUGAAGGAGUACGAGCGCAGCAUCGUGGACUACAAGCCCAACAUUGAGCAGCUGGAGGGGAUCCACAAACUGAUCCAGGAGGCCCUCAUCUUUGACAACACAUACACCGCCUACUCCAUGGAGCACAUCCGUGUGGGCUGGGAGCAGCUGCAUACCACCAUCGCCAGGACCAUCAACGAGAUUGAGAACCAGAUCCUGACACGCGACGCCAAGGGCAUCAGCCAGGAGGAGCUGUACGAGUACCGCGCCUCCUUCAACCACUUUGACAAGGACCACAGCGGGGCCCUCAUGGCCGAGGAGUUCAAGGCCUGUUUGAUCAGUCUGGGCCACGAUGUGGAGAACGACAAGCAGAAGCGGUCAGGACAGAUGGUGGCAGAUGAUUUCCGGGCUCUGCUCAUUUCUACAGGAAACAGCCUGGGUGACGCCGAGUUCGCGCGCAUCAUGAGCAUCGUGGACCCCAACAACACGGGAACCGUCACUUUCCAGGCCUUCAUCGACUUCAUGUCCCGCGAGACCACCGACACGGACACUGCCGACCAGGUCAUCGCCUCCUUCAAGAUCCUGGCCGCCGAUAAGAACUUCAUCAUGGCGGAUGAGCUGAGGAGGGAGCUGCCCCCCGACCAGGCAGAGUACUGCAUCGCCAGGAUGGCGCCCUAUACGGGGCCCGACGGCGUCCCCGGGGCCCUCGACUACAUGUCCUUCUCCACCGCCCUGUACGGAGAGAGCGACCUGUAGAGAGGCAGACGGACGAGGGGUUGGGGGAGGGGGGGUGGGGCGGGAUCAUCUGGAAGACCGUGAGGCGUCCUCUGCGUGUGCCGGUGUGGAAAUGUUUGAGCGUGCUGAGUGAAGCCUAGCUAGUCUCGGCCCAGCGUUGACUUCCUGGGCGGUGUCAGCUGGAGGGGGGGCGUUCUUUAACUUCACCCUCUCUGCCUUUUAUUGGGUGGGGGAGGGGUCACGAGCUAAUAUUGAUACUUACGCUAAAUGUCUUUUUAUUUUAUGAUCAUUUUCUUCUUCUUGCAGGGGGAGGAGUCAGGUCUGGGGGAGGGGGCGGGGUCUCGACUGUUUGCGUAUUAGAUCCCAGAGUUAUGCUGCGGGGCAGGAAAAGGCAUAUUUACCCAUAAUUCCCUUCUUGCUGGAUAAGGUGACCAACUUUUUCUGUCCGCUUUUCUUGAUUUCCUGCAGCGGGUGGAGGGUGGUGUCAGGAUGGGGGCGGAGCUUGGAAUUGACACUGUAAAUAUUUGUUUUUCCAGUGCGACGGAUGAGGCUCAAAAGUAGAGAAAGUUUGAUUAUGUACCAGUGAGGAGCGUUUUUUUUUUUCCUUUUUGUUUUUUAAAAGUCCGAUUACAUGUCACGUGACAGGUGACACCCAAUUACGAGGCAGUAUUCUGAAAAUCCUGCAAGCGCUUAAUAAAUGAAAGGUGGUCUACUUUCACAAUAGGCUGAAUGCGGAUUCUUGCACUUCCUGGUUUGGCUGGUUGCCGUGGUAACAGCAACAUCACAGAAUGGUGGCUAAGAAGUGUGCUAGUCGGCGUCCUCGGCACCACCCUCUCUCUCUCCCUCUCUCUCUCUUUUCCUCCACUUCCUCCUCCUCCUCGGCGGUAUUCGGGGGCUGGGGGGUGGUCUCUACUUCCCAAAAUGUACAAAUAAAAUCAACAAAAAGUGAAAUCUAUGCAAUAGAAAUGAGAAAAGAUUGGAAUCCAAAUUGACUUUUGCAGGCGGCGAGGGAAAGACAGGGGAAGGAAGAGGGAAAAACAAAAAGACUCGGACCAAAAGCUUCUUUCUUUGGUUUUUCUUUCUUUCUUUUUUUUUUUUUUACUCCGUCAGCUUGGAGAGGAAUGAACUCUGGAAAUUGUGAUUUUUGUUUUUCUUUUUUUGUACUCUUUAAUAAGGAACCUUAUCUGCUGUACUGGAAAC
This is a messenger RNA of Nerophis ophidion (straightnose pipefish), 4175 nucleotides long. Its product is annotated as alpha-actinin-4. Lineage: Eukaryota; Metazoa; Chordata; Actinopteri; Syngnathiformes; Syngnathidae. The transcript has 23 exons. Gene Ontology annotation, cellular component: cortical actin cytoskeleton; Z disc; cell junction. Bases 231 to 2996 code for a protein of 921 amino acids. The record is from RefSeq and is a predicted model, not a curated record. Gene Ontology annotation, molecular function: actin filament binding; calcium ion binding. Gene Ontology annotation, biological process: muscle cell development; actin cytoskeleton organization.